UUUUAAAGCAACACGGACUGAUCCCUCUGAAUGGGAGGAACCGGCCGGCGAUUUCUUCGUGUGAUCGCUGCGUGUGUCGUGUGGGGGGACAGUGAGGACAGGAGGAGGACAGAAGGAGGAGGACAGGAGCAGGAGGAGGACGGCACUGGGCAGACGCAGUGAAAGCGACCUUCAUUCUGAGAAACACGCACUCGGACGGAUCGGACAAGUGUGAGGAAGGUGAAGGUGCGGGCGCCGUGAAUGAUGUGACUCGUGCGGAGACGUGUGAUGAUGAUCACGGUCUAAAGCAAGUGAAGUGGACGGAGACGCAACGCACCGAGAGUCCCGAGGGCUACGGACAGCUGAGUCCAAUGGCAGAGUUGAUGGAGAGUGCUGGGACGGAACCUGUCGGCACCGACAGCAUGGACUGGCAGAAGCGCUGCGUCGCCCUGGAGAUGCAGCUGCUCAAGUUCCGCCUUCAGGCAGUGAAGAUCCGAGAGCUGCUGGCAGAGAAGAUGCAGGAACUUGAGCAGAGAGUAACUGAGGCAGACCAACGGGCAGACAUCGCUGAGAAACAGGUUCGAGUAAUGGAGGAAAAGCUUAAAUCGGCCAACGUGCAGCCGAGCGAAUCAGAAAACUCAUUAUAUAAGCGGUACCAAGAACUCUCCAGCCAAGUGCAAGAGAAGGAAACGGUAAUAAAGAAGUUGGAGUUGCAGCUGGAGAAACAGAACAUGAUCAGAGCCCAGGAGGCAAAGAUAAUUGAAGAAAAAGCAGCAAAGAUAAAAGAAUGGGUCACCUUCAAGUUACGGGAGAUGGAGACAGAAAACAGUUGUUUGAAGAUAGCAAACACAAAGCAGGCUGAGCAGAUCCUAGUCCUCCAGGACAAGCUGCAAGCUCUUUUGGAGAGGCCCAUAUCUCCUCGAUCCCCUGCAUCUACUCUUUCUGGUGACACUCAUCUGGUUCCCUGCAGUCCCCUACAUUCCACUGCUUGUCCUGAGACCCCACCCACUCCAGAUGAGAACUGGAGACAGCCUGGAGCACGUUUGCCCCAUGCCUGUGUACCCAACGCUUCAGAUCUAAAGAAGAGCAGGGUGGAGGGAUCAGAUUGGCCACCUCAUAGUGCUCCUUGCCAGGAGGAAGUUGACCCUCCUAUGUGCUCCAUUUCUGAUAGGCCUGUUUUAGAUAAAGAGGACUCCGAGACUUUUAUGGCUGUGCCAGAGGCUCAUGUUCCUGUGGCUUCCAAAGAAGGGGCUCUGGGUGUCCCAGGCAGUUCUCCGGUGACGAGAGAAGGAAGUAAAAUGGGCUGCAUGCUGGAAGCCUCAGUGAUGCAGACUGCGGGCAGACAGCAUUCAGAGAUGUGCCGGAAUGGACAGAACUACCCCUCCGAGAGGGACCGCUCUUCUGACGAGCUUAACAGCAAGUUCCGCUCCCAGCGACUGCAUUCCUCCUCUUCAUCAAGUGAGACUCACGCCCCAAGCCCACCUGGCACACCCACCCUCACACCCAAAACCCCAGCCCAAAUCACAUUGCCCCCACCCCCAAUACAGUCCACAGGGGUCAGCAUGACGCUGCCCAAAGUGCGUACACCACUCAUGCCUCGUGACAGCAUCCAGCUGGUGAAGAAGCACCACAGUCAGCCACAGCCUGGUUCAGAACACCUUCAUCAAACCACCGUCAGUGUUGACAUUGGCUCCCCGCUGCCACUUUGCCCCUGCUCUGCUCACACCCUGUCUACACCACAGCAAGUUGAGGAGACUGACAUUGAUGAACUGCCCGACAGGAUGGAGGUGGUGGAUGGGUCAGAGGGGCUUGGUGUAUCCCACAGGGUCUCCUUUGCUGGAUUUCCAGAAGAGCUUGAGUUUCUGGACCCUGAAGUCCUGAAACCCCCUACACCUCCCUUGCACCGAUUUCCUUCAUGGGAGAGCCGUAUCUACGCAGUUGCAAAGUCUGGUAUGCGGGUCUCGGAGGCAACUCCCGGGAGCUGGGCUCCAAACCGAGUGUCCAGCUUGCCCCAGUAUCCAGUAGCUGGCCUUUUCACACACUUGAUCUACAAGAACAUCACUGUGCCUGUCUACACAACCCUGAAAGGAAAAGCUAUGCAGAUCAGCAGUGGGCCACUGCCUGACGAGGAUUCUGGCUCUGAGGACGACAACAGCUCACUGGCCAGCCUCCGCACCUCUGUCCUGGGGCAGGAUGGGAAGAAGAGCAGCACCCCAGGGAGUCCCAGAGCAGUGAAGAGGGGUGUCUCAAUGUCCUCAGUCAGUUCAGAGAGUGACUACGCGAUCCCGCCAGAUGCCUACUCCCUGGAUGAUGACUACUCUGAACCGGAGCACAAAGUCCAGCGCACUUCCUCCUACUCCUGUGAAAGCGCCGCUCCUAACACUGUCUAUGCACAGGAGCCCCUGGAGAAGAGUGGCUACUUGCUGAAAAUGGGGAGUCGGGUGAAAGCCUGGAAGAGACGUUGGUUCGUCCUGAAAAACAGCGAGAUGCUUUACUACAAGUCUCCUAGUGAUGUCAUCUGGAAGCCCCAAGGACAGAUGGAGCUGAACUCCUCGUGCCGGAUUGCCCGGGGGGAAGGAGCGCAGACAUUCCAGCUGAUUACAGAGAAAAAGACAUUCUACCUAGCUGCAGACUCUCCCAAUAUUCUCGAAGAAUGGAUCCGAGUCCUUCAGAAUGUGCUCAAGGUCCAGGCUACGUGCCCCAUUGCUGUGGAGACCACAGCCAAACCGACAGUGCGAGGCUGGCUGACCAAGGUGAAGCAUGGUCACUCCAAGCUGGUGUGGUGUGCUCUAAUUAGCAAGGUGUUCUACUACUACCGUAACCAUGACGACAAGUUCCCUCUUGGACAGCUGUGUGUACGGGAGGCAGUCGUGGAGGAGGUCGACAGGUCCUGUGACUCUGACGAGGACUACGAGGCUGGAGGGCGUGGCUUCCUCUCCUCCCACUGUACCCUUGUGGUGCACCCCAAGGAGCAGAGCCCCACCUACCUGCUCAUCGGAACUAAGCAGGAGAAGGACACCUGGCUGUAUCAUUUGACUGUGGCCGCAGGCAGCAGUGCCAGUCUGAAGGUGGGCACUGAGUAUGAGCAGCUCAUCGGCAAGCUUCUAGAUGUGGAUGGAGAUCCAGACUCGGUGCUGUGGACGCACGCGACCCUGAGCUACAGCAAGGAAGGCCUGCACUCUCCCCUCACGACGCUGCCCUCGGAGGCACUACAGACAGAGGCACUCAAGCUGUUCAAGUCCUGCCAGCUCUUCAUUAAUGUGCUGGUAGAGUCGCCCUCCAUUGACUACCACAUGUCACUGGCCCAGAAUGCACUGCAAGUGUGCCUGACACAUCCAGAGUUACAAAAUGAGAUAUAUUGUCAGCUGAUGAAGCAGACGAAUGGCCGCACACCUCACAACUAUUCCCUCACCCAGUGCUGGCAGCUGCUGUCAGUAUGCAUAGCGCUCUUCCUGCCCCAGCAUCACUUCCUCUGGUAUCUCAGGCAGUACCUCCAGCGCCACGCAGACCCCAGGACUGAGGUAGGGAAGUAUGCGGCAUACUGCCAGAGGUCUCUGGAGCGUACACUGCGAAGCGGAGAGCGAGAGGCCAAGCCCUCCCGCAUGGAAGUCCUGUCCAUCCUGCUGCGAAACCCAUACCACCACUCUCUGCCGUUCAGCAUCCCUGUGCACUUUGUGAACAACACGUACCAGGUAGUUGGGUUUGAUGGUUCGACCACUGUAGAGGAGUUCCUGAAUACGUUGAACCAGAAGUCAGGAAUGAGAAAGCCGCUGCUCUCUGGGUUUGCCCUCUUCUCCGACGACCCCUCAGGGAAGGAUGUGGAGCACUGUCUGCAGCCCAGCGUCAAGAUCUGCGAUGUAAUUUCAAAGUGGGAGCAGGCCCUGAAAGAACUGCACCCAGGGAAAUACGAGGGAACUCGCAUUGUGCGUCUAACCUACAAAAACAGAUUAUAUUUCAGAGCCCAAGCCAAAGGUGAGACUGAACGAGAGCGCCUCCUACUGGCAUAUCAGGUGAAUGAGGAGGUACUACAGGGUCAUUUCCCUGUCAACAAGGAGCUGGCCCUGGAAAUCGCUGCCCUCAUGGCCCAGGUGGAACAUGGUGAUCUGGACCGUUCAGCCACCUCCAGCCCUGGCUGCUUUCAGCCCAAAGUUCAACAGAUUCUCCUGCAGGUUCUGGAGCGGUUUUACCCCAAACGCUACAAACAGGACUGUAGCAUGGACCAGCUGAGGGAGCUUGCAGAACGGCUUUCCACAAAGUGGACAGUCCUGCGUGGAUGCAGUGCUAGCGAGUGUGUGCGUAUCUACUUAACAGUUGCCCGCAAGUGGCCCUUGUUUGGAGCCAAGCUGUUCAGCGCCAAGCCAGUGCCCCCAUCCACUGUGGAAGAGACCCAGUUGUGGCUAGCAGUCAAUGAGGAUGGACUGCAUAUCCUGGACUACAGCACCAUGCAUCUGCGGCUUACGUACUCUUACCAGUGUGUGAUUACCUUUGGUGGCUGCCGUGAUGACUUUAUGGUUGUGGUGAGCCAAACCCGUGAUCAUGGCUUGGGGAAGAAGACUGUAGAGAAGCUGGUGUUUGCCAUGGCGAAACCCAAGGUUCUUGAGCUGACGCUUCUGAUGGCCAGUUAUAUAAACUACUGGACUUCUUCCAUGCCGCCUAGUGGAGCACAUUCAGACAACCAGUGCUCCUCCGCAGGGCCCCGAGCUGACAAGAAGUUGUGGGACAUGGACAGCAGGCACUUUCCCUCCAUGACCCGCACCACCAAGAGCCCCACACUGCUGUGAAAUGGCCAAUUCCAAGGCGCCACGGGAACAGGGAAACGGAUACCAGGACUUCAUGAAAGGGAGAAAGAGGAAUUUAGUACAUGUUUCUCACACCUCAGAGGCUCCAACAGUUGUUACCAGGAGUUUACAUUCAUUUCACAGUGAACAAAGGCAAAUAUGCUUCCAUCAGUUCAUCAGAAAGCAAAUGUGUUUAGUGGAUUUAAAGGUAUUCAUUACAUGGUACAAGUGGAAGAAAACAAUCAGAACAUGGUGCAUAGUGUGACCACACACUCAACCUUUUUUUGGUUUUCUUAUUCCUUUGACUAAAGUGUCACAUCACUAUUUCUUCUUAAAUCAGAAGAAGGGUAACAUUAGGAAUUCAGACGAGAUCUGGAAAUUUCCAGUAAACUAAAACUACGGCUUAAUUAAUGCUGACAUUAACGUAGUGGAGGGAUAGGAAAACUACAGGCAGCAGGUUUCUCUCGGGGUCCAGCCUUGUCCGCCAUCACCUCCUCAACUGUGAAAAAGACCAUUUUUUUAAGGGAACCAAAACCAGCCAAGUCUGUCCACAUUAUACACCUUACAUUUAAGGAGCACUUUUUAACAGGUUGUCCGCAUACAUGUGCAGUGUAUUUAUAAAACGUAACGGAGGUCAUGAGCGCAGAGAAUGUUCAGUCAGUACAGAGGUCAAUGCAGGAACCUGUCUAUAAACAAUGUUUUUUGUUUCAGACAUAGAAAACAAUUCUUUGUAUUUCACAGCAGUAGAAAGAGUUAGACUCUGAGUCUUAUCCAAAAGGAUAUUGUGGAAUAAUGAAGACACUUCACGGAAAACCUGAUAUCCUUUUUAACAAAGGCACAGUGGAAGACCUGUGAGAGCUCCUUGUCUCAAGCAGCAAGUGACCCCAGUCUGGGCAUCAGACUGAUGCUUAAAUAGUGACAUGAUGAUGAGGGUUCUUUAGUCAUUUUUGUUAAUAGUGUAGCAUUUUAUUUUUUUCAGGGUAAACCUAGACAUGUUUAAUGUUAACGAUUUUGUUAUUUAAUAUGCUGAUAAUAAAAUAGUGCUAUUUUUGGACAGUAUCGGUGCUAGGGUCCAUCUUGGAAAAAAAUAGGUUUGUUUUCUAUUGGGCGACUUGUAACUGUUUAAUCCAGAUUUAUGAAAGUUGUCUGUGUAAUGUUUAACAAAUGUUUCGUCAGAGCUCAUAUGGUAAGUGUUCAAAGAGCAAUGUGACUGGACCACAUUUUAGUGUUGAAAACUAAAGUUCCUACACAGCGGCACUCUGACAAAUAUUUUUAAAGCAACUCAACCUGAUAAGUGGAAAAGGCCUGGAUCUCUAAUUUUUACACUAAUUCUUUUCACUCAGAAGUGACAUUGGGGGGGGGGGGGGUAAGUUAAUGUAAGAGCUGAAAAUGGCAUUUACCCAAUUUAAUGCUUAAUACAUUGAAAGGAUACUUGGCUUGAUUUUGUUUUGUUCUGAUACCAGUGAAAGGUACUUUUGUGGUACAGAUUUCUAUGUGCAUUAUCUGGGUCCUACCUGUGUCAAUGUAGAGAUUAAACAAAUGUCUUUUCUUUACUUUUACUGGGUGAUGAAACGUGCUGUUUAGACUUAUUAAACUAUGAGUUACUUUAUAUAUAGGCCCCAGAAAGAAUGGAUAACAGCUGGGUGUACUUUAUUUUGCUUACAUCAUUGUCACUGAGGUUGGCUUUACCCUGUGGUCAUGGCCUUGUUCACUCUGGAUUUCUACAUGGGAGUGAACACGUUUAUAAGGAUGGAGUCAAAAGAUACUGAGUCCAUUAGUACCUCAUGGCUUUGUAGGUUUGGACAGGCUGUUUCCUAGAACAUGUAUGGUGGACAUACCAUGAGCAGCCCAAAUGCUUGAAACUUUUCUGGAUCAAACCACUGUUGUACUUCUGAUUAUUUAUUUUCUCCUAAAAGUCGUGCUGUUUCAGAUGUGUAGCAUUUGUUUUCAGCAAUUUCCUUUUAGUUUCUUUUGAGAUAUUGGACAGAACCAACAUAUACCAAGGUUCUGAACUGGGGAAAGCAUAUGCUCAAAAUAAACAAAAUU
Molecule: messenger RNA, 6803 nt
Organism: Scleropages formosus (Asian bonytongue)
Lineage: Eukaryota; Metazoa; Chordata; Actinopteri; Osteoglossiformes; Osteoglossidae
Gene: plekhh1
Product: pleckstrin homology domain containing, family H (with MyTH4 domain) member 1
Exons: 30
Coding region: 351-4760 (1469 amino acids)
Cellular component (GO): cytoskeleton
Source: RefSeq, a predicted model, not a curated record